Messenger RNA from Homalodisca vitripennis (glassy-winged sharpshooter), 856 nucleotides. Its product is annotated as laccase-12-like. Gene Ontology annotation, molecular function: copper ion binding; oxidoreductase activity. Gene Ontology annotation, cellular component: plasma membrane. Gene Ontology annotation, biological process: iron ion transport. The record is from RefSeq and is a predicted model, not a curated record. NCBI's taxonomy places the organism in Eukaryota, Metazoa, Arthropoda, Insecta, Hemiptera, Cicadellidae.
UUGACUCCCUGGUGUCUUAUACCGGUGAACGUUGGGACGUUGGUCUGGAAGCUACAAGACCUAUAAACAAUUACUGGAUGCGGUUCACCGGACUUCAGGACUGCGCUGAUGAAUUCGCAAAGGUUCAUCAAGUCGCUGUUCUUCACUACAAAGGUGCUUCAGAGCGGGAACCUAAUAACCCUGUUGGAUACAACAUUCACUCUAAGGGCCAAAUUGUUUGUGCCUUUGUUUUAUCUGUGUUAGUGGACCCCAGUUUCCAACCAUUUACACCUCAAUUCAGCCACGUAUCGUUCAAAAUGCCGCACUCUCCAUUGUUAAGCCAAUACAGUGAUGUUGAUCCCAGUAUUUUCUGUGAAAAUCACAACCUAACCGGCUGCAAUACAACAUUCUGCGAGUGUUUAUACGUCAUGGAAGUGCCCACUAACAGCAAUGUGGAGCUUAUCCUAAUUGACUUAGGAAAACCUUUCAACGCCAACCACCCUAUACACUUGCAUGGCUAUGCCUUCCAUGUAAUAGGAAUGGAUCGGCUGGGAGAAAGUGUAGACGAGGAGUUUGUCAAGAAGCUGAACAGAGAAGGGCGGCUUGUAAGGAACCUCGAGAAUCCUCCCUUGAAAGACACUGUAACAGUUCCUGAUGGCGGUUACACGAUUAUCAGAUUUCAUGCAAACAAUCCUGGUUACUGGCUGUUUCACUGUCACAUAGAUUUUCACAUGGAAUUGGGGAUGAAUGUGGUAUUCAAAGUUGGAAAACAUGAAGAGUUUCCCCCCGUUCCAGACGGAUUUCCAAAGUGUGGAGAUUAUAAAAAUGACAAUACGAAACUAAAUUCUUACAGCUAGUAGCUUUUUGUUUGACAAAA